AUGGCGAGUAACCUUCUUCAAACUCCAGUCCUACAUGCAGGCACGAUUCCUUUUUCUCGGCCUCCAACUCCUGGAGUACACCCUCUUCAAAUCGGCUUCUGUGGUCUUGGGGCCAUGGGCUAUUUCAUGGCCCGAAAUCUAGCUAACUCCCGCAAAUCUCAAUCAUCGCCCCUCCUCGUGUAUAACAGGACUGUGACAAAAUCUCAGAAACUCCUCGCAGAACUGGGCGCAUCCACCGUCAAAGUCGCCGAUACUCUCGGCCAGCUGGCUACGGAGUGCGAUGUUAUCUUCACUUGUCUCGUGAAUGAUGCUGUGGUAACGAGUGUCUAUAACGAGUUUGCAAAAGCUCUCGUCCAAUCACCUCCAACCAAGGCCAAAAUAUUUGUUGAAAUGAGUACAAAUUAUCCUGCGCUAGCUGGCGAUCUUGACAGACUGCUGUCGAGCUUUCCGCAUACCCGUUUCAUCACGUCACCUAUCUUCGGACCUCCCCCAGCGGCAGAUAAGGCUACGCUUGUUAUUGCCAUGAGUGGAGACUACCGGUCCAAGAAGGAAGUCGCCUUUCUCCUUGUCCCUGCAGUAGGCCGCAAAGUGAUCGACCUUGGAGAGAAUGUAGAAAAAGCUUCGACGUUAAAGUUGAUCGGUAAUGGUAAUCUCGCCGCUGCCCUGGAACUCCUCGCCGAAACCCUGACACUUGGAGAAAAGUCUGGCAUUGGGCAGCAGGCUGUAUACGAUCUUAUCACAGAUAUCAUGCCAGCACCAGGGUUGCUAGCAUAUGGCAACAAGAUGAUCAACGACUCGUUUGAUGGCUCCGUAGGCUUUGCUAUGGAUGGUGGAAUCAAAGACUCUUCCCACGUCCUUCGCCUGUCCGCGGAGCUGAAUUGCCCGAUGCCUGCAGUUAGUAACGCACAUCGGAGUAUGAUUACUACACGAGCCAUACACCAAGCACAAGUUGCCUCAGGGACACAGCAGUGGGACAUCAUCGACGAGAGCGCGUUGAUUGCGAGCAGUCGAGUUGCGGCUGGAUUGAAUCCAUUUGACAGCAAGAAGGGAACAGGAGUUGUACGAGAAGACUGA
Molecule: messenger RNA, 1074 nt
Organism: Suillus subaureus
Lineage: Eukaryota; Fungi; Basidiomycota; Agaricomycetes; Boletales; Suillaceae
Product: NAD(P)-binding protein
Exons: 10
Coding region: 1-1074 (357 amino acids)
Molecular function (GO): NAD binding; oxidoreductase activity, acting on the CH-OH group of donors, NAD or NADP as acceptor; NADP binding
Source: RefSeq, a predicted model, not a curated record